Messenger RNA from Punctularia strigosozonata HHB-11173 SS5, 2786 nucleotides. Its product is annotated as NAD(P)-binding protein. The record is from RefSeq and is a predicted model, not a curated record. The transcript has 9 exons. NCBI's taxonomy places the organism in Eukaryota, Fungi, Basidiomycota, Agaricomycetes, Corticiales, Punctulariaceae. The coding region runs from base 394 to 1302 and encodes 302 amino acids.
CUUCGGAUUUGUUUUCGUUAAACGUCAGCUUCAGCGGAAAGCAGACGAUGAUAGCACGACCUAGCCUCGGGACAUCCGACGCCGAGCAUAGGGAUAUGCCAGCUUGCAAACAGGCGACUGGUGGAAGAAAGCUACAUGGAUCGUGUUAGUAUUGGCUGGUGAGCGCACGUCGCAGGUUUUCGACGAGUUACGACCUUGGGGCGAUUACCCCGCACUGAUCGACAAGAGAUCUACUCGCGACUAACGCCGGGUCAACGUUUAUCUCAGGGUCGUACCGUGAUGACCGGAUUGCGGGGUAGACGCGAGCAUGGGUGGCAUGGGUGUGCGGUUGGCGUGACUCAGCCAUAGCGUAGGCGGUGAGAAUAGGAUGUUUCUCCCCUUUGCUUGUUAACCAUGACGUGGAGCGGGAAAGUCUGGCUUAUCACUGGUUGCUCACUCGGAAGUUUGGGACGACACAUCGUUGAAUCUGCGCUAGCCCGCAACGACAAGGUGAUCGCUACUGGGCGCAAGCUAUCAUCCGUUCAGGACCUGCAGUCCGAGUCGUGCAAGGUCUUGCAGCUGGAUGUCGACGAACCAUUCAGCGCGCUGCAGGAGAAAGCUAAAGAAGCAAUCUCGCUCUUUGGACAUGUAGAUGUUCUCGUGAACAAUAGCGGUUUUGGCCUUUUCGGAAGCAUCGAGGAACUCGGCGCCGAACGUUUCAUGCAUCAAUUCCAAACCAACUUCUUGGGCGUCAUGAACCUCACUAAUGCGUUCCUUCCCCACUUCCGAUCACGACGAGAUGGCACGAUCGUGAAUAUCGGGAGUCGUUCUGUGUGGCGAGACAAUGUGCCGUUCAUGGGACCCUACGUGACCUCCAAAGCAGCUUUGCACGGUUUGACAGGAGUCUUGGCCGCAGAGGUGGCGGCUUUCAACGUGCGAGUCUUGCUCGUUCAGCCCGGCGGCCUCCGCACUGGAGCGUGGCGCAACGCGCGGAAUCCACUCGACGAGUCCACGACUAUCCACGACUACGACGAGCUUCGCGAUCACGCGAAGAAGUUUGGGGCAUCCCAGGGCGGGACGGCGCUCGGCGACCCGGUCAAGGUCGCGAACGUCAUCCUCGACGUUGUCCGGGGAGAGGGCGUUGCGACCGGUCGGCCGUGGCCCGGCACGCUAGUCCUUGGUGAGGACGCGGAGAGGGACGUGCGCGCGAAGUGCGAACAGAUGCUAAGCAUGCUAGACGAGUGGAAAGACGUCGUGAGGUCUACCCGGGUAGACGAAGGGGCGCCGGAGAAAGUUGACUUUGCCUACAACAACAUCAAGUAGAUGCCCUCUUCAUGUCCCCGAGGUUGACGCGGUGCGGUUCCUUAUGAUUCAGGAUUGUGUUCGAAAGAUGUCAUGCAUUAGGCUCAAGAAUAUCUCGAGCAUCGAGUGCUAAGUGAGGAAGAAAUGUUACACGUGUUGUACAAAGGUCGCAUUGGGCAUACUGCCGACGUAGAAAGAAUCACUCGGGGCCGUCCUCCUUACCUUCGCUCUCUUCCGGCAGCGGUCCCACUUCCAUGGCAGACCCGAUGCUCCCGUGCCGGCUCCGAUUGCGCGCCAGACUCCCCGUCUCGGCCACCCUCGCCCCGCGCUCGACGCUCUCCCGCCGGCUUUGACUCCCGCUGCUCAUCCCGCCGCGGCUCGCGCUUCGUCGGAGGUUUCCCGACUCCGCCACGCGCCACUCCGCGCUGCCCCGCCGAGGGAGAGGGAUCCCUCGCCGCUCCACGGGGGAGGCUGACUGAUCUCGCGAGGGCGGGAAGUGGAACGGCGUCUGAGGUGAACCGAAGGAUGAUGACAGAGACGGAGGCGGGACGGAGGGAUAGGAUAGGAUUCGCGCGGGCGUGGCGGAGUUCGCGCCGGGAGGGGUGUUGUGCAGCGAGGCGGAGGAGGCGGGUGUGGUGAGCACGGUCCCGUUGCUCAUCAGAGACGCGGGAUUCCCGAGCGACGUGAGCAUGGGGGAGGUCACGGGAGAGAAGGGGAAUGGAGAAGGAGGAUGAGAAUCGGAGGAGGACGAGACGGGGGUAGUUGCCUCGGAGAGGGGAUUGCUGGGACGAUAUAUCCGCGAGGAUGGCCGCGGGAUGGGGACGCCGUUUAUGGGGACGCCGCCGACAGGUCGGGAGGGAGGUUGAGCUUGUGUUCCGGCAGCCGACAUGUUGGAAAAUGAGCGGCGGUGGGUGGGCUGUGAGUACGGGUCGUUAGGUGUCGGCAGCCCUAUGAGGUUGUCCACGGGCAAUCCCAGCCGUCUUCUGAGAUCAAUCAACUCCUCCCGGUAGAUGUCGUUGAGCCGUACGACGCGGAUGUAGUUGCGUUCGGUAUCGACCAGCCUGCUCCGUAACUGUUCGUUCUCCCGCUUCAUCGCGUCUAGCAUGGUCUCCGCCGAGGGUGGCGCAGUCGAGCCGGUCCAGAACGCAUUCCAUCCUGGUCCUGUCCGCGCGUCCGGGGAGGCGCUGACAGAACCGUUAGCGAUCGUUCCGUUUUGUUGUUGCUGCUGUUGCUGUUGAGCGAGUCGAAGGACCGUCAACUCCCGCGAGAGCCUGUUCACAUGCGAUUCGGACUCGGCCUCGAGCGCGUUCUCGAGCUCAAUCUUCUCCUCUCGCAGCUUCUCCAGCUUGCGCGAGAGGAGGUUGAUGAUGCGUUCCUCCUCUGCCUCGUAUGCAUUGAUGAGUUCUUCUUCCCGCUUGCUCGAGGUAGACAACCGCCUGAUGGGAGGAGAGACCGACAUGGAGAUUCGGGCAAUGGUGAGGGCCAAGCUGAAACCUUUAGAGGAG